AUGAGCUCCCCCAAUCCUGGGCAUUCCAGGGACGAAAUGGAUACAGAUUCGUCAUUUGCGGACGUACUUUUGACACCUCAGAGAAUGAAUUGCAUUGUGGAAGAAGAUCCGAGCAAAGAAGAAUCGAAAGAGACGCUUAGAGCUUUGGAAAUUGGUGGGAUAAAUACUCCUCAGCGACCGCUUUCUCUUUAUUCCGUUGCUGACGGAAAUAACUCUAGCAAUAGUCUCAUUGCAAAUCCGUCUUUUAGUUUCGGAGGAAACAACGGCAUGCUACAAGAAGGUAUCACACUCGGUGGUAGCAAACGCAAUUCACUCAAAUAUGUACCUGGGCCCAAACUUCCGCCUUCUUCGGGUAGAUCAAAAUCACCGAUAAGACACAAUCGAUCGCCUUCUCCAGAUAGAUCCAAAAGACGCUCAUCUCUUGUAGUUGAGAAACCUUUCAAUUUUUCAUCGUCUACACUGCAACUUCCGAAAUCCGGUGGCUCUGCUUCAAGAACAUCAUUUCGUAAAGGUCACAGAUACAAACAUUCUUCCGUAUCCAUGAAUUUUUUUCAAGAACCUGAAGUUAAAAUCCCAUUGAGCAUUGCUAAAUCGCUACCAAUCCCCGAUUUUGCAGACCUAAGAUCUAAUAUACCAUGGCCCACUGGUUACGUCAAGCUCGCCUUGAUCCUUUUGCAAACUACGACAUGCAUUAUAACCUUUCAUCUGGGUCAUUCGAAGUCCUGGAACAAUUUCAUCACAUUGUCGCAUUUAAUCCUGUACGAUGUCAUAGGAUCCCUUGCAAUAGUUUUUGUGGAGAACUUGUCACAAUUUCAGGUUUGGAAUACGGGUACGGUGAAGCUCCCGUUCGGAUUGAAUCGCAUGGAUCUCCUGCUAAGUUUCGCACUUGCCAUAUCACUCUGCUUCAUGGGAUUGGACUUAUUUUUCCAUAUUCUAGAGGAGACGAUAGCUCUUUUCGUGGAAUCUUCCAAUCAUGAUCAUCACGAUGAAAUCGCUCCAAAGAUUCCACAUUCACACCAUUCAUCCUUACUGCUUCAAACAACCAAAGAUUCUCAGCUUUGGUACGGUAUCUUGAUAUGCAAUCUGGCAUUGUCUCUAUUUACAUUGUUCAAGAUUUUCCAGUCCAACUCACAUGCUCGGUAUAAGACCAAGAAUCCGCUGAUUACAAGCACUUACAUUUUGUAUCUGGUGCUACUACCAGUGAUAUCCAAAUUCACAAGUUUAUCGGAUUACGUUGCCACCGGUUUAUUGUCUUUGCUCAUUAUGACUUAUGGUUGGAGAAUCGCAAAAUGGACAUCAACUGUCUUAUUGAUAGGAUUUUCCACGGUUUCUUUGAAUGGCCUGAUGUUAGACAAUAGUGAGCAUGGCGCAGAUACUGCACCUGCAGACAGCGGUUCGGGCACGCUUCCGAAGUCCAAAAAGGACACCUCGAAAUCAACUGGAAGUGGAACGAACAUAACCUGUGAUCCCGCUGUGGUGAAAAACAAACUCAAAGAAGCAAUCGAAGAGCUUGCUGCUUUUCGUGCCAAUUGUCGGCUUUCUCAUGAUAAUUUGACUAUCUUCAAGAUCAAUUUUGAGCAAUACGUGGUUCUCCUGAAGAUUGACAUGUCUGGUGGGUCUAAUGAUGAUGAACUUAAUUUGAGAGUUUCGGUGGAUAAAUGCAUUCGACAGAUGUUGACGCCUGUUGAAACCACAAUUGAUAUAGAUAGACUAUGA
Lachancea lanzarotensis is the source of this 1716-nucleotide messenger RNA. It is a transcript of the gene ZRG17, whose product is annotated as LALA0S02e06656g1_1. The coding region runs from base 1 to 1716 and encodes 571 amino acids. Lineage: Eukaryota; Fungi; Ascomycota; Saccharomycetes; Saccharomycetales; Saccharomycetaceae. The transcript has a single exon. The record is from RefSeq and is a predicted model, not a curated record.